Molecule: messenger RNA, 741 nt
Organism: Hyaloscypha bicolor E
Lineage: Eukaryota; Fungi; Ascomycota; Leotiomycetes; Helotiales; Hyaloscyphaceae
Exons: 3
Coding region: 1-741 (246 amino acids)
Biological process (GO): nucleophagy; cellular response to nitrogen starvation; autophagosome assembly
Cellular component (GO): Atg12-Atg5-Atg16 complex; cytoplasm; phagophore assembly site membrane
Source: RefSeq, a predicted model, not a curated record
AUGCAAACCCAAAUCUGGGAUUCUACCAUCCCUCUCCACAUCACCCAUCCAUCGUCUCCCAUCCCAUACCUAAUCCAAGUCCCCCGGCUGUCCUACCUCCCGCUGCUCCUUCCUCGAUUGACCCUGUUCUUUGGCCCCGCAUCCAGCUUUUCCUACGAAGGGAUCGUACUGAAGAACUUGCCCGUAGGACUCCUCCGCGACCUCUACCAGCCCUCCCUACCAUGGCGCCUAGUUCUCGGCUCCGGCCCGCUGUUCGACAUCCACGAUACCUUCAUCAACAGCGUUAAAGAAGCAGACUUCAUCCGAAAUGGCACAGCCAAGGGCAUAAUGUCCAUGUCUAAAGAAAACUCAACCCAGCUCUGGAACUCUGUGCAAGACAAUGACUUCACCGUCUACAACAAAAUCAACAGCAUCCUCCUCAAUCCCGCCACACCACUAAAGCACAUCCCCUUGCGAGUCUACGUGCCCUCUUCACCCACUGAAUCCUCCACACUUGGAUCCUUCAAAGUUGUGCAAACACUAGUACCUCCCUUUACCCAAAACCGCGAAGCUCAGACCGUAGGAUCGGCACUGAACACUAUCUUGCCAUCGCUCUUCCCGAGCCGACGGGAUGCUAUACUCGCAGAACCGAUAUUGCAUGGUGCGCCCAUCCCGUUUCGAGCGCCGCUAGAGGAGGUGAUGAGGGAGGCUGCUUAUGCGGAUGGUUGGAUACAUUUGAGUGUUUUGAUGAUCGACGCAUGA